Molecule: messenger RNA, 627 nt
Organism: Knipowitschia caucasica
Lineage: Eukaryota; Metazoa; Chordata; Actinopteri; Gobiiformes; Gobiidae
Source: the annotation of a GenBank genome assembly
AUGCAUGUAGUUCUGGUGUGCAGCCGCUGGGGGCAGUGUGACUACAGAAGCUCCUGCACUUUACUGAUUCCCCUGACCAUCACCAUGGGGAAUGCGAUUGCCAACCUCUUCAGCUUUUUCGGGAAAAAGGAGAUGAGGAUCCUGAUGGUGGGUCUGGAUGCUGCUGGAAAGACCACCAUUCUUUACAAGCUCAAACUGGGAGAGAUUGUCACAACUAUUCCCACAAUAGGCUUUAAUGUUGAGACUGUGGAGUACAAGAAUAUCAGUUUUACUGUGUGGGACGUUGGUGGUCAGGACAAAAUUCGUCCAUUGUGGCGUCACUAUUUCCAAAACACACAAGGCCUGAUCUUUGUUGUGGACAGUAACGACAAAGAGCGCUGCGGCGAGGCGCGUGAGGAGCUCAUGAGGAUGUUGGCUGAAGACGAGCUCCGCAACGCUGUGCUGCUGGUGUUCGCCAACAAACAGGAUCUUCCAAACGCCUUGUCUGCUGCGGAGCUGACGGACAAACUGAACCUGCACUCUUUGCGCAACAGACACUGGUACAUCCAGUCCACCUGCGCCACAUCCGGAGACGGCCUCUACGAAGGCCUGGACUGGCUCUCCUCCCAACUGAAAAGCACCAAAUAA